UCUCAACUUUGCCACCAGGGGGCCAAAAGUGGAUAUCUAAAAAGUGUGAUAUCUCGCUUAUAAGUGACUUGUUUUCGAUAAAAUUUUUAUGGUAGGUACUCUUAGGAAGAAUACAUCACAUGUCUUACGGGUUUUCAAUUUGACCUACUUUUCAAGGUCACAGAGGUCAUAUGGCGUAAAUUGGCCGUUAGAGUGUAAACUAUGGCACGUUUCUUAACCAGUAAAACUAUGAACUUGAAACUUAGUGCAUAUAACCCCCUACAUCAGAUAACCUUUGAUGCCGAAUUUUGACCUGAUCUGAUUCUUUAUUCGACCACCAGGGGGCCAUAAUGGAAAAAGGAAGAAGUGCAAUAUCUUGCUUAUUUGAGUGAAUUGUUUUCGAUAAAAUUUUUAUGGCAGGGACUUCUAGCAAGGAUACACCACAUGUCCUACGAUUUUUGGAUUUGACCUCCUUUUCUAGGUCACAGAGGUCAAAUGGCGUAAAUUGGCCAUUAGAGUGUAACUAUGGCACGUUUCUUAACUGCUGAAGCUAUGAACUUGAAAGUUGGUACAUGUAACCCCCUACAUUAGAUAAUCUCUGACACCGAAUUUUGGCCUGAUCUGAUUCUUGAUUUGGCCACCAGGGGGUCAAAACUGAAAAAGUAGGAAGUGCAAUAUCUCGCUUAUUAAUGACUUUUUUUCGAUGAAUUUUUUAUUGCAGGGACUCUUAGCAAUCACACGAUAUUGAUCUUGUUGAUGUCAUAGACAAUUAUUGGUUGGAUCAUAAACUUAUAUAUACUGCCCUGUCUUAUUACUUGACAUCAAUACACAUCUAAAAAAAGUCUUCAUGCCUGAUUGUGUUCACCAUAUUCACCUCUAAACUAAGCAUGAUCCUGCCUACUAAAAGAUGUAUACGGUGAGCACAAUGGCCCCUGGCCGUUUCAUUUACCGUAUACCGUUCUAGCAUUCUGCAAAAGGGCUUUCCCGGGCAAGAGGAUAUGCCCACUUCUCAUACUGAGCUUUGCUAGCAUUGUCCCUUAGACUAGAAAUUUGAAGAUUGGGCUACCUCACAUGCCAAGUCGUGCUGACAACCACUCUGUUUGCUCCAGCCCGUUCCACAGAUUUUAUACCAAUAUCCUGGUAUCAAGGUUGGUUAAGCGAGGUUAGCAAGUGCAACAUUACAGGAGAGGGGUCGGAGGUAGUGUUUACAUAAUCUAAAACAAAAGUCCAAUUAACUUGACAAAAUUGGAACUUAUAUGUUCCAAAACUCAUACAACUAAGUUAUAACACCAAAUCCUGCUAAAAUAUCUAAGCAUAUGACCAAACAGGGCCUAAAUCAUUUCCCUAAAAUUCAACUACUGCUACACCCGUAUCUCAAAAUAGGUCCACCCCAUCCAUGAAUCCAAUCUAUCUUUAGCUCACUUUAGUAACUUAAUUAUAGGCCCCAGAUCCCGUCUGGGGACUAUAUUGAUAUCACUGGAAUUCUCGAAACUGUUAUUUUCUUCCACCAACACAUUUAUUGCGGUAGUCCAGCAAAACUGCUAAAUAAACCAGAAAUCAAUCACCCUUACACCACCAAACCCAAUUCCAUCUAUGGACUAUCGCAAAAGUAUUUUAAAAAUCCUGAGUAUUUCGAUACUUUUGAAGCAUUGUUUGCUGAGAUAUCGUCUUCUCCCAACAUGCCGAAGCCGCGAUUCAAUCUGACAUGCGCUGUGACAUGCGCAGAGGCCAGACGCUGAUACAUUAGCAUAAGCUCCGCCCCGUCAUAAUGACAUCAUUAUUCUCAGGGGUUGGUCGAGCGAUGGGAUGAUGGAGGUAUUAUAAAGAAACCCAAUUCGAUUCAUGGACUAUCGCAAAACGAUUUUUCAAAACUCAGAAUAUUUUGAUGCUUUAGAUGCAUUUUUGUGCUGCAAUUUUGACGAGAGUAUCGGGUCAAGGUCAAAUACUACACUCAGGCUGUUAAUUCGAACGCGUUCGACUCGAGUAUUUGCACACGUUCUUCUUCGUAGUUUGACUACAGUCGAGUUUCUUACUCGGUUUCUACUCGGUUGACAUGACGUAAUUUGCGUCGAGUGCGCACGCACAUUCUAAACCAUGUGCAGAUACUGCCUUUGUUUGCAAGAAGAGCGCGCUGACUGAAAGAUAGCAAAGAUAGGUGAGUGCAGUUUUCUUCUUCGAAAAUCACCAAGAUACUUCCGUGUUGAAAUGCUUUAUAAGUCAUUGAUAAGUGGUUGCUUGUAGUAGCUGUUGUUUUAUGAUAUUGUCCGUACAAAGUUCAUUGUAUCAAUGCUGUUGGUCGCCUGACGGCGGAGUCCUUGAACGCCGAUCAGAUUGUUGAUGUUCAAGAUUUGAUGAUGAUGGCCGCCAUAUCUCGUGUUCAUGUACUGCAACGUGCAAUGACAGUCCGCCGUCGGUCGGAGGCGAGUAGUUACGUGAUAUCAUCGAAAUGUCGGGGUGGUGUUUGAAGGAUUGGUUCGCAUGCGAUGCCUCGAAUUGUCAAGUGAAGUGCCGAUGUCGAUGACGUUUUGUAUCUGUCAGUGUCAUACAUGCUGUAGGCCUAGCAUAGUGCAUCACAAUGCAUGUAGACCUAGGCUAGGCCACAUGGAAAAAAUAUGGCAACAAAAUAUUAUUAACAUUUGAAAAGCUCCAUCCUGACCUAGGUUGCGGUUCAUGAUGCGCACGCAACAAUACCUGGUACGCAUGCGCAGUGAAAACCGGUGAAAAAAAUUUCGAGUUGUUCUAUCUUUGUCGCGAGUGGCGCUGCAUUUCUGAGUUUGGCAAGUCAAGUAUUGAAUUGCUACAUUAUGCAAUUGUCACAUUAUGCAAUAGUGUCGAACUUCUGAUUGCCAUAGGCGUAAAACAUUUCCACGAUUGUAUAACUGUUUUCACUGUAACUGUCGACUUUAUGCCAUAAUUUGGAAUUUUCUUACAAUUUCAGUUGAACUGUAUUGCAGUCUCCUCCUGUAAUUCUGUUACAUGCAUGAAAAUUAUUAUGCAUUUUAGAAGUGUACUGAUUGCUUUUAAAUUGUGUUUAUUUCAGUCAUCGUCAUUAUUGAUAGCUACGCUUCACGAACUCAACUAAAGUACUAGUAUACCUGCAGCACGCAUUACCCCAGUUAGCCAGCUUGUUCUUCCAACGUCAGACACCUUGUUACAACUAAAGAUGAACCUAUCCAGAGCACUCAAGGCGCCUGCGCAUGAAACUAUCAAGGCACCACUUAAAGUCACCAUUGUCGCAUUGUCAACCAAGAAAACCAUCAAGGCCACUAAUAACACUACAAUUACCUUCUGGACAGCAGCAAUUGCAGACGAAAACACAGUCACUAAGAUCAACUUGUAUGAUGAACACCUUGUUGCCAAAUGCAACCCAAACAAGACCGUUAUCAUGACUUCAACGAAAUCCAGAGCCGACCAUCUCACGACCAACCCCGAAACACGCAUUUACAGCACGAAAUUCAUGCACGUACCAGAACAACUUAUCAACGAAGGCAAACUCCUCAUCAACCCACCAGAUGCACACAUUGUCACGCUCAAGAAUGCUGCUACUUCACCACUAAAAACACGUCUCUCGGUCCAAGGGACAGUCACACAGGUUGAAGAAAAAAAGACAGUAAUUGCCAAGGGCAAACCAGUCCAAAUCCAGACAGUGACUUUGAAGGACAAAACGGCAUUGGUGAAAUGUACUCUUUGGAGAGAGGCAGCUGACACCAACCUUAUGACCCCAGGAAACCACGUCAAAAUCACCAACGCGUACACACAUUACAGCACCUUCCACAAGGCCCAACAAUUGAACACAUCGGAUGAUUCAUCUAUAACACUCGUCGAAGAACCGCCACGCUUUGCUCAACAACAGUUGAUUGCUAUCGACAUUUCAGAAAUCCCAGAUGAGUUGACAGUACUUGCUGAGGAGGACGAUAACUACCAAGAAUUCAGCACAACCAAACAAGUUGUCCUUCAGGCCUUCGAAGUCGAAUCCCUUGAUGACAUACAAGACAUCCUCCCAGCUACUGCCACCGUCACCAUCAGAAACAAAUGCAUCACUGCAAUUGCCCUAGCAUAAAGGCCAAUGCCUAAUACAGGCUACAUUCUAAACAAUGGUCAGACAGAAAAUGCAUAGUCUUCUAUAGCAUUCCAUUGACUUCAACGCAUAAACAUAAUCAAAGGAUUCAACCGUGUUCUGGUCAAUUUCACUAAUUGCAUUUUCGAAUCACAAACAAUGAUUGAUUACAUAUAUUUCACUUUCUUCAGAACUUCAUCAUUUUGCAUAUGUAUCAACAUUCCUCUAUUGGUGUCGCAAUGGUCGUCCACGUACUUCUGAAACAGCAACUUCUCUGUCAUUUCGUAACAUAUAGACAACUGCAUCUUGUCGUCACAACUGUUGAUAAACGUACUGCUGUCUCAUUGCAAUCUUACCAUAUUUGUAUUUAGCAUAUUUGUAUCUACAUAGUAUAUAUAUCAACAUAUGAUCCCAGUAAUUCAUUAUCUCUGCACUUUAAAUCACAUGGCAAUUAGGAUCACAAGCCGUGAUCACAUGUACAAUUGUGUCUCUCCAAUUCCUUUGUAAUUUUCACAGUGCUAUGACUAUAGCAUCUUAUAAUCACAACUUCGGAUCCAAGUAAUUUUCUUUCUUUCAUAUAAUAUCCUAACUCUUCCACGUCCUAAUCACAUGCACUGUUUGUAUCAACCUCCACUUCACCAUGUCUUAAUACUGUAACCCUGGAAAUUUUCGCUGGCUUUUUAAUUUUGCUGUUUUCGCGGUUGUCCAUGAUCCGCGAAAAUAACCAGCAUAAAAUAUUAAGUUUUAUUGGAGUUAACUGAAGAACCAUAGUGCCUCCGCAAAAUUCAAAAGCGUAAAAUAUAGAUUCUUCAAGCAAUUUCCAGAAAUCCGCAAAAAUUUCCAGCCGCGAAUAUUUCCCGGUUUACAGUACAUGUCUUUGUAUUUUCAUUGUAAAUAUAAGCGUUCAAAUUUAGAGUACCGUAUUUUCCGGCGUAUGACCCGCGGCUUUUUGCCCUCAAACAGGCCCAAAAAGUGGGGGUGCGGGUAAUACAAAGGUGCGGGUCUUGCGUGGAUUCUGAGAGGGAUAAGCCCCAACCCCAAAGAAAAAAAAGGGGACCAAACUGGUUACUUGAUAAGGAUUUAUGUCCAUCGUUUUCGCAUUGUUUUCAACCAAUAUUUCCGCCAUGAUCGCAUAGUUUGUGAUGUCUCCGCUAGGGAAAAUAGUUACGGCCAUGCUGGAAUUGAUCCACUUUGGUUAACAAUUAAAAAAAACAUGGCGGUUCUAGGAUGUCAACAUCAAUGAAUGGCUUACUAUUUUUGGAGAAUGCGUGUCUUGGAGCAGUGCGGGUCAUAAUCAGGUGCGGGUCUUGCGUGGCUUUAGGUAAUGGUCAAAGGGGGUGCGGGUCAUAGGGCAGUGCGGGGGAUAAUCCGGAAAAUACGGUAUAUACAAUUAGAUUUAAACGUUACAAAUUCCAUUUCCAUACCAAACUUGUAUGUAACUCUAAUCCAACUAUACCUUCUUUUCUUUGCGUAUAAUAUGCUUGGUAAUUACUUGUAAAUAUAUCGUUUAAACUUAUAUUAAUAUUAAAAAAAAUUGCAACGAACCAAAUUGCAUUUGCUACCUCCACAACAAAUCAGCAUAUCACAAGUGCCAGUGGCCAGCAUAUCGUUUCAUUCCUUCUCAAUCUCUGUAUGGUGCUCAUUUGUAAUUACAUGCCUCCUCGAUCUCACUGCA
This is a messenger RNA of Lineus longissimus, 5711 nucleotides long. RefSeq lists its product as uncharacterized. NCBI's taxonomy places the organism in Eukaryota, Metazoa, Nemertea, Pilidiophora, Heteronemertea, Lineidae. The coding region runs from base 3143 to 4039 and encodes 298 amino acids. The record is from RefSeq and is a predicted model, not a curated record. The transcript has 5 exons.